AUUUUGGCAGUGAGAGCAUUAGUUGUAAAAUGUGAGAUGGGGAGUUUGCCCAGAUUGACAAAGAAAAGCACUUUGAGCCUAUCAUUUCAAGAUAUUUUAAGGCUGAAAAGCAAUGUGGGUAUGCUAAAAGCAAGGCAGCUUAGUUGUUGGGGUUUUUAACAGGAGUGACCAUGACACAAGUAUGAACACUGUUAAAAAGUUGACUUAGCUUAUGUCAGACCACAUCUAGAGUAUUGUGUACAGGCUUAGUUCCCAUGCUUCCCCAAAAAUGAAUAGGCUGGAAAAAGUGCAGUGAAAAGCAACUAAGAUGAUAAAUGGUAACAUAGAAGAUCAGGAUUUGAACCUUGAAUUUAAAUUUGAACCAGAACCAGAAUUUGAACCAGAACCAGAACCUUGAAUUUGUGUGUGCUGAAAUAUGAUGGACUUAUAGGAGAUCUGACUAAGGGAAGCAAGAUUAUGAAGUGAACAGGCAAGUUAGAUUGACAUGGAGCCCUAGAAAUCACACAUAUACUUUGAGGAAGCCUGUUUCAUCUAGUUAAAGGUAGAAGCAGAACUAUGAAGAGACAUUAUUGAGUCAAAGAAUAGUGAAUCUUUGGAAUUGACUAAGAAGCAAAGUUGUAGGAAGUCUUUCUCUGGCAGCAUUUGAAAAUCAUUGGUACAAGUUUUAUUGGCCUAAAUAUCUCAGUUAUAGCUAAAUUCAGGCAGGUCAGGUGGUAAUAUUAAUCUCAAGGAUAUGUGCAAGACCUGAAGAGCUAUGUGCAAAACCUGUACCUUGAUAGGCCCUUGUGGCUCUUUGUUGGCCAGAUGUCUUUAUGUGUGUAUGCAUGUUAAAGCUCAAGCAUAAGUGUGGUAUUGAAGUGGGUAUAUUUUUGCUUGAUUUUCACAAUGCAGCAUUUUUGUUCCCUGAAACAUUGAGUCUCCAUGUAUGUCAAUAAGGGGAGGCAAUCUUAAACUUGAGGCAACCAAACUUGGUCACUGUACACUCACUGAAGUCUCUGGGGUAAGCACCAUUGCUCCAACAUUCCUCAUCCAAAAUGCCUAGAGUAAAGCCAAGACACGGGAAAAGACUAUAUGGAAAUAUGCCAUAUUCCCUUGACUCGACUCUGAUACACCGAGUGAGACUGUACCUGCACGAGUUGGGGGACGUGAAAUACGUGGAGCUGGACGAACUGACCGACUACCUGCAGGCCACGCACCGCGAGUACAAGCACAAGAAGAAGCUGGCCUUCCGCAUUCUCGUCCAGCGAGCGUACGAGUACGUCGCUACUGAAAUGAAAGACCAGUUCGCUUCAUCCAGCAGCUCGGAAGAGGAGUCAGCCGAUGAGGAAAGCCAAGCGAAGUCGGACGAGAACACCAUCAACAACUCGCUGACGGAGCUGUACACGCGUCUGCCGACCAUCACGCGCAGCGGCGAGACCACGGAGGAGGGCGGCGUGGAGCUGGGUGACAGCGUGUCCGCCUCGGCCGGCGACGAGGGGGGCGACGGCGACGGCGACAGCAUCUUCGUCGACCGGUACACAGGCGCAGCGUCCGAACGUCCGGUUGUUUCCAGUGACGCGUUGGCACAAUGUCACCAGCCAAACUGCUCACCGAUUCCAUCGAUCCCUUUUCUGGACCAUGUCAGUCUCACGCAUCGGGACCGGAGCGUGCCGUCCCGCAUCGGGGGCCCGGGGCCUCCUGCCGUGACGCGUCUGCUGGCUGUUUGCAGCAGCGGGGUGGCGCCGGCGGGACCAGACCAGGCGGCCGCCCUACCCGCCAAUCCGCCGGUGGAGCGGGACAAACCAGAGAAGACACCGAAGCCCGGCAAGAGAAAGGUGGUCGAAGAGGAAAACGACUUCUUCAAGAGGAAAAAGUCGUUUCCGGUGGAGAAGUCCUCAACUGAUUUCGACGAUGUGGGCGGCAACGACAAGGCCCUUAUGUCGAUCUGCGACCUGCUGGAGGACUUCCUUGACCCGACUCUGUGUAGCGACGCGACGGCGGCCUUCUCGCGAGGCGUCCUGCUCCACGGGCCGCCCGGCUGCGGCAAGUCCCUCAUCGCCUUCGCCGUCGCCGGGGAGCUGGACCUGCCCAUCGUGCACGUGGCCUCGACGGAGCUGGUGUCGGGCGUGUCGGGCGACUCUGAGGAGCGGAUCAGGGACCUGUUCCUGCAGGCCAAGCGCGCCGCCCCGUGCGUUCUCUUCAUCGACGAGAUUGACGCGCUGACCUCGAAGCGACAGAACGCACACAAGGACAUGGAGAAGCGGAUCGUCUCGCAGUUAAUCAGCUCCUUCGACGAGCUGGGCAAGUCGGGCUGCUCGGUACUGGUGGUGGGUGCCACUAACCUGCCAGACCAGAUCGACGCCGCGCUCCGCCGGGCCGGCCGCUUCGACCAGGAGGUGGCCCUCGGCAUCCCGGACGCCGCCGGACGGCUCGGCAUACUGCAGGUGCUGUGCCGUCACGCCCGGCUGGCGCCGGACGUGGACCUGCGCCAGGUGAGCCGACAGACGCCCGGCUGCGUGGGCGCCGACCUGCGGGCGCUCGUCUCUGAGGUCACCCGGCUCGCCAAGAAACGGGUUCGCAGUCAGGCAGGCGGCGCUGGCCUGUCGGUGCCGGAGGGCGCCGCGCCGGCGCCGGCGCCGGCUCCGCUGGCCGUGGCGCGCAGCCCGCGCCUCCAGCUGCUGCGCGCCCAGCUGAAGGCGCACCUCGAGACGUUCCAUGAGAAGAUCCGAGAGAAGCGGACCGAGCUGGUGGAGCUGAGGGCUGAUGACUUUGCCGCCGCGCUGAAGAGGCUGCAGCCGUCGUCGCUGCGUGAGGGCUUCAUCACGGUGCCGAACGUGACCUGGGCGGACGUGGGCGCGCUGAGUGACGUCAGAGGGGAGCUCAACGCCGAGAUCCUGGACCCGGUGCGUGACCCGGAGUAUUACGAAAUGCUGGGCCUCACCUCGCCGUCCGGUAUUCUGUUGUGCGGCCCGCCCGGCUGCGGCAAGACGCUGCUCGCCAAGGCCGUGGCCAACGAGGCCGGCAUCAACUUCAUCAGCGUCAAAGGCCCCGAGCUCUUCAACAUGUACGUCGGCGAGAGUGAGCGGGCGGUGCGCACCGUGUUCGCUCGCGCCAAAAACUCCGCGCCCUGCGUCAUAUUCUUCGACGAGAUUGACUCCAUCUGCCAGAAGCGCGUGGCGUCGGGUGACUCGGGCUCGGGCUCGCGGGUGGUGAACCAGCUGCUGACGGAGAUGGACGGCAUGGAGACCCGCCAGGGCGUCUACCUGAUGGCCGCCUCCAACCGGCCGGAGAUCGUGGACCCGGCCAUACUGCGACCGGGCAGGAUCGACAAGCUGCUGUACGUCGGCUUACCGACGGCGCCCGACCGUGCCGACAUCCUGAGGGCCGUCACAAAGGCGGGCAGCCGGCCGCGGCUGGCGGCGGACGCGGACCUGCUCUCGGUGGCGGCCGACCCGCGCUGCGACGGCAUGACCGGCGCCGACCUCAGCAACCUGGUGCGCCAGGCGGCCAAGGAGACGGCUAGGGAGCGGCUGCUCGAGGUGCACCGGCGACACUUCGACGCCGCGUUCCAGCGCGUGCGCCCCUCCGUCCGGCCCAAGGACCGGCUUCAGUACGAGGAGAUGCGCCAGUUCUGCUCCAACUGGACGACACGAGACGCCGGCUGAGUGCGUGUCGCCGCUGUGACUGUCCAUACGCUCAGACGUUCUCAAUACAUACCGGUGGUGAUG
This is a messenger RNA of Pollicipes pollicipes, 3707 nucleotides long. RefSeq names its product nuclear valosin-containing protein-like smid (gene smid). The record is from RefSeq and is a predicted model, not a curated record. Gene Ontology annotation, cellular component: nucleus. Bases 1035 to 3644 code for a protein of 869 amino acids. NCBI's taxonomy places the organism in Eukaryota, Metazoa, Arthropoda, Thecostraca, Pollicipedomorpha, Pollicipedidae. Gene Ontology annotation, biological process: ribosome biogenesis. The transcript has 20 exons. Gene Ontology annotation, molecular function: RNA binding; ATP hydrolysis activity; preribosome binding.